UUGCGACACGCAGCUUUGUGAGUCAGCUGUGACUGUGCCUGGCGCGGUCAGCUGAUCAGUGUUCUCAUCACACCUGGAAUUCGCGCCACUGCCACCACCACAUACAUAACCUGUUUGACUGUCACUGUUUGUAAACAAGUUUUAGUCUCUCCGCGAGUGCCAGUUUCAGUGUUCAGUGCGAUCAAAUUGCGGAUACUUCCAUCACUCCACUAAGAAUUGUUGCAGAUGGCUCUUAAGAGGUUCGUGUGUUUCGCGCUACUAGCGUGUAUCUCUGUCGUCAUCGCUGCUCCCAAAGAAAAGGCAUGCACUGAGUAUGAUAAGCCGUGCAAUGACAAUGGGGAAUGCUGUGGUGGUUGCUGCCAGAACGGAAAAUGUGUAGUCUAUUCCGAUGCAUGCGUAAGUGCCACCAACCCCUGCUACCUUUACGACUGCCCUCCAAACAAGGUUUGCUACUUGCAACAGGUUGAGUGUCUCCAAUCGCCCUGCAAGUCCAUACCUGCCUGCAAGGCGAACGACAGUGACUACGACUAGGUCACGUGUUACACAGGGCUAAACCGCGGCACAUUCUACUCCACUGCACCUGAAUAGUCUUCACUGUGAUAGAGUAGCUUUCAACACUACUUUGAACACUAGUUUGAUCAGAUUUAGAUAGUUAUUCAAUAUGGGAUAUACGCUGUGAUAAAACUAUAUUUUUAAAUAACACGUUAUUGUUUGUUAAUAUACCAUCAAGUAGCUAUUGUUGAGACAUAUUGCUAUUUAUAAAUAUCGAUUAAUUCAUUUUUAGAUCUUACUAAAUUAAUCAUUAUUUUUUAUAUUUUUAAUAAAAUGCUGACGUAUUAUAAAAUAAAUUAUAUUUGACUCACAACUUUACACGGGGUUUUGCUCUGCCAAAUUCAUACGAGUAAUUACUUACUUUUUUCAAAUCAAGCACAAUAAAAUGUGGAUUCUGAUUAGUUUGAAAUUGAACUUAGAAACGAUAAAAGAUAAUAUCCUAUAGUGAGUGUGAUAUAUUGAAUAUACAUUACCAUUUUAACACUAAUGUUUGGUAAGAUUUCAAUUGCAGCAAUUGUUAUUAGAUACUAUUACUUUAUCUUUGUAUAAAUCACAUAACAUACUGUACAUUCAAAGUUUUAUUAAAAUCAGUAGUUUUAAAAUAUGCAUUUGUAAAUGUAUGCAAAUGGUUUGUUGAAUAUGAAAAACAUGUUUUGUAUUGAUUACUUUGUAUUUUUGUUAUGCAUAAAAUAGACGUUGAAUUUUUUAAGUAGUUGGAAUAAAGGUGAAUUAACACAAACA
Homalodisca vitripennis (glassy-winged sharpshooter) is the source of this 1293-nucleotide messenger RNA. RefSeq lists its product as uncharacterized. The coding region runs from base 226 to 531 and encodes 101 amino acids. The record is from RefSeq and is a predicted model, not a curated record. The transcript has 4 exons. NCBI's taxonomy places the organism in Eukaryota, Metazoa, Arthropoda, Insecta, Hemiptera, Cicadellidae.